Messenger RNA from Rhipicephalus sanguineus (brown dog tick), 3437 nucleotides. Its product is annotated as klarsicht protein-like. The record is from RefSeq and is a predicted model, not a curated record. Lineage: Eukaryota; Metazoa; Arthropoda; Arachnida; Ixodida; Ixodidae. The transcript has 9 exons. Gene Ontology annotation, molecular function: actin filament binding. Gene Ontology annotation, biological process: nuclear migration. Gene Ontology annotation, cellular component: meiotic nuclear membrane microtubule tethering complex; cytoplasm; nuclear outer membrane. The coding region runs from base 512 to 1228 and encodes 238 amino acids.
UCAGGCGCUACUUCCUCGUCAAUCAUUCCUCCUGUUGCCGGCGAGCACGGCGAAGUUACGCCGGAGAAGCUUCCAAUCGCCGGAGCUGCUUCGCAGAACCUCCACCAAGUUGUAAAUGUGCUCGUCAGCAACAUCAGCAAUGAUCAGCGUCUCAGACGCAUGCGAAGCUCGUCCGAGAGCAGCGAAGCUGAUGACGAAUUGACCGAUUUGCUGGAAACUGUGGCUCCCGAGAAAGCCUUUGAACAAGAACAAGAACAGAGGCCCGACGUUUCGGAUGUAGAAGAGGCGCUGCUGCGUCUGGAACAGUGGCUCGAACGGUUCCCGACCGGUUUGGACCGGACAAGGUCCCGGAAGACCUCGAAGAACUGACUGCGCUUGUUAACUCGCACAGCGACUUUCUUGAUGAGUGCCGCAGGUACAAGAUCCUCCUGGACUGGCUUCAAGGACAAAAGAUCAGAGAUCCUCAUCUGCAGAAAAGGCUUAAGGCUGCUGCUGCACGCUGGGACACGGUAUGCCAGAACGCGUGGAACUACCAGGAGCGUCUGCGAUGGGCAUUGCUGCGCUGUCCACACUACAGCAGCGCCCUCCAGCAGCUGGCUCUGUGGAUGAUCGCCACCAGGAAAUGGCUCAAGGGUCGGGACAAGGACGCCAACCUGCCACCACGGCUCCUGGUGGCCCGCUACCGCCAGAUCCUGGUGCUGCAAGACCAGUUACACCGGUUCCUGCCGCGGCUAAAGCCCUGAACACGAUACAAGAGUCCACGCCCCCAUGCGAGGGCGACUCCGACGCUGGACAGCCACGCAAGCACAAGAAGACCAAGGAGGCGGGCGAAGUGCUUGCCCUUCUGCAGUCCCUGUUGGCACUGUGUGCACUCCGAGCCAGCGCCCUCCGCAAGGACCUGCUCCAGUCCGACCUAAUACCGCAUGAUCCAAGUCUUGAAGAAGAGAUCAUUCCGUCUACAAUGGAAGCCCAACAGUCAGGCGCGGCUGAGCCGAUGUUCCUGGCCGAGCUAGACGACGACGUAUCGUCGGCGCGUCCCUGGUCGUCGCUCUUCUGGGGCCGCGUGGCUCGCACCGCGCUGCCCAUCCAGCUGCUGCUCCUCAUUCUGCUGGGCGCGGCCAGCCUGCUGCCUAUGUCCGAGCAGGACUUCAGCUGCGUGCUCACCAACAACUUUGCCCGCUCGCUGGACCCGAUGCUGCGGUACCCGCAGGGACCGCCGCCCGUCUAGACCACCCGUCCGCCAUCUUGUUUUCACGGUGGACCAUGUGAUCCGACCGUGCCAUCGAGCGACGCGCACCCGCUAUCUUGUUCGCGCGGCGGACGAUAGACAGUUUAUUCAUAAUGGAUGUGUGCGGUGUGCUUCAGAGGGAAACAAAGAAUUCCUUGAAUUGUGUGUAGAGGUCGCUGCCGCGCUGUGUUAGGUGGUAAAACAAUCAUUGGAUAGUUUACACUGACGUCAUCGUGAACGCCAUCUUUGAGUACGAUUGUGCGUCUGGACCACAGGCUCGUUUUGCGCCUGGAGACAGAUCGACAACAGUGAUAAUCCGCUGAAGAACUGCCACGGUUAAGCGACGCAUGCGCGUAAUGUUGUGUGCUGACGUCACCGUACGCGGCCGCUAUAUGUUAAGUUCUGACGCCGUGAGAUAUUGAGCUGCAUCUGUGACGUCAACUGGCAAUCAUCUCUAAUGAAGGUCGUUUCGACAGAGACCUUGGCUGUUCUGUUUUUCUUGCCCGCAUUGCGCUGGUUCAGUACUACGCAGAUUAUGCAUAUACGUGAAGUCGUGGGUUCGAUUGCUGGCCCCGGAGGCUGUAUUUCGGCGCAGGCGGAAUGCAAGAGCUCUUGUAUGCCCUGUUCUUGGUGCGCCUCAAAGACAUUCAAAAUUUUGAAAUCUUCGCGGUACGCUGUACUUGGCGGAACAGCGCGCUGCUAUCAGCAAUUUUUUUCUUGGCCGGAAAAGAAAUUGAUGUUUGCAACCGCUGUAACGCAAAGUCGACGUGAGAAGCAGUUUUAUCUUCUUUUUUUUUUAAUUAGGCAGGCUGCCAUUGUGCGCCAUUUUUUUUAAUGAAGCCGCCUCAGCCGGCGUCAGCGCCGCCACAUCUUUCUUUACUCGCUUGCACACCGCACACGCCGAGAACAACGCUUAACACAUUACUCGACCUUGUACGGUGCGCUACAUUAGGGAGUUUUAGCGAACCGCAAAUCUGGUGCUGGUACAGGUGCGGAGUUACGCGCAUGCGCGGAGGCCGGUCCGGCGUGCGCGUUCAUGGAUACCAACUCCGAGAGCCCAAACAGCAAGCCGCACCACGGGAACGGAUUUCAGGUUCACUGAAACUCCCCAAGUCGUCAUUCGCCCAUUACAUGUUUGCCUUUCUGAUACGCUGUGAUAAGAGAGCAAAGGGGAGAGAAAUCAUUUAUCGCCCUGGUGUGAUGCGAUAGCGCUGCGGUAGCUGGUGCCUUUUUUUUUUCUUUUAUAAGAGUAGCUAUACAUGUUUCAUAGGCAUUUUUCUUCUAUAGUUUCGUUUUUCCUUAGUGCCCUCGCUAUACCGUAUUUCUUACAGUACGCUGCUAGAGCUGUUGUCGUCGUCCUCGUCACGUUAUUGUCACCCUCGUUGACGCGUGUAUCCUAGAAUGUUUUAGCAACUAUUUUUAAAGCAUCCGUAACGACGGACUUUGAGAUUCUCGCGCGCGCUAGCGCGAUCUCGGAUGCCAUGCUUAAAAACAAAGCGGUAUGAACGCUUAACUAUAUAUCGCAGCUACGAAACUGUUUCUAUACACUCAUCCGCUUUUUCGACUGCUACUAUCGCGCGACAAAACCCUAUCGUGUCCCAGGGUAACGAAUUACGACUUUUUCUCUUCUUUUUUUUUUGUCAAUUUUUACGAGCUCUUUGUACAAUACACCCAACUUCGCCUCACGAAAACCAGGUGUGGACGAUAUUGUACCAGCGAUUAAGGACCGCUGUUACUUGCGCGUGUGUUCAAACAAAUAUAUAGGAUGUUGUACUUAUCAUGUGUAUCAUUUCGGGGAGUGUGUUAAAUCGUGGAACUCUAGAGUUAAUGGUCGUUGAUUUCUAUCGCCUUUGUUGAGAAUCGCCGCCAUAAAUGCGUUUAACGAGAGAUGCAAAACUCUCUUACCAUUCUGUGUGCAUGCCGUGUUGGUAGUUUUGGCUUGUUUCUAUCAAAACUUUCGCUGUGAGCGCUUUGACUACGCGAAAGUCCCAGUCAUGCAAACCUUGUAAUAGCCUUUGAAAAGCGCGUAGUAGAUUUAUGUGUUGUCUUGAAUGUUUUAGUAUAUAACUACAUAGUGUUAUAUGCCUUGGGCGCAGCUUUGGAGCGAGAAGUGUCAAAUGUGUUCUCAUCUCCCCUUCUGGUGCUUGUUGAGCGUAGUUGGGAAAAAGCCUGUACAGAGAGCAAAUAAAAGUGUGUGUGUUUUGCCUUU